Molecule: messenger RNA, 1623 nt
Organism: Octopus sinensis (East Asian common octopus)
Lineage: Eukaryota; Metazoa; Mollusca; Cephalopoda; Octopoda; Octopodidae
Product: general transcription factor II-I repeat domain-containing protein 2A-like
Exons: 2
Coding region: 1-1623 (540 amino acids)
Molecular function (GO): protein dimerization activity
Source: RefSeq, a predicted model, not a curated record
AUGGCUUGGGAAUUUCCUGAGCGGCCGUCGGGGAAGGGCUUGCUGUGGAAACAGAUCUUCCAUAUCGAGACUAUUACCAAAUGGGGUCCCUCAGGAUCUGCAACAAUUGCAUCAUUGCGAGUGACUCGUCUCCUCGUAAAACACAAAAAACCUUUCACUGAUGGGGAAAUUUUAAAAUCUUGUUUUUUGGAAGCUGCCGAUUCACUAUUUGAUGGUAUGAAAAAUAAACAGGAAAUUUCAAAUUGCAUCAAAGAGCUUCAGCUCUCAAAACAGUCAAUUGUCAGAAGGGCUGAAAGCAUUUCUGAAAAUGUUCUUUCGCAGUUAAAAAAGGAUCUUUACGCAUGUUCGUGUUUUUCUCUACAGUUUGACGAAUCAAACGAUGCUAUUGAUAUCGCCCAACUAUGUGUAUUUUCCCGUUUAAUCUUCCAUGAUCUAACUGUCAAGGAAGAGUUAUUUGCUAUUAUACCUAUGAAAGAAAGAACAACUGGUGAAAAUAUUUAUAAUUCUUUCAAAACGUUUUUGUUAUCAUUCGAAUUAUUACCGUUAAUGAAGAAACUUGUAUCCAUAACAACAGAUGGAGCCCCUGCAAUGAUUGGGAAUCAAAAUGGAUUUAUUGCAUUUUGUCGGAAAGAUGAACAUUUUCCGAAAUUUUUAUCAUAUCAUUGCAUCAUUCACCAACAUGCAUUAUGUGGGAAAAUGUUAAAUUUCAACUAUGUUAUGGAGACAACAGUUAAAAUUAUUAAUUCCAUCCGAGCCAAGCCCCUACAAAGAAGAUUAUUUCGACUUUUUCUAGAACAAGUCGAUGCAAUCUAUGGCGAUCUACCUUUACAUUGUGACAUAAGAUGGUUAAGCAAGGGAUUAAUUCUCAGUCGUUUCAGAGAAUUAUUAUCAUACAUUAAAGAAUUUUCUAAAGAAAACAACAAGAAUUGGCAUUUUCUUGAAAAUCCUGAUUGGCUAAUAAACUUGGCAUUUUUAACCGAUAUUACCAGCAAACUGAAUGAACUCAAUUUAGAAUUACAGGGAAAGAAUAGAUAUAUUAUCGAUAUGAUCAGUUCAAUAAAUGCUUUCAUAAUGAAGUUGGAAUUAUGGAUAUCUCAAAUCAGAAAAGAAAAUUUUACCCAUUUUCCUAACAUUGAAGAUGAAUUCACAAAACAACUUGUGAAUAAAAAUCAUUAUGUCAAUGAAUUUGCUAUGGUACUAGAAAAAAUAAUGAACGAGUUUAAUAACAGAUUUAGCGAUUUCAAGAAAAUUACUAUAUUAUGCAGUUUCUUUGUUUCUCCGUCCAUGGAUGUAGACAUCGAAAAUAUUUCAGAAGAAUUUAGCAAGAUGUUUGACGUUGAUCGAAGAAAAAGUCAAAUAGAAAUUAUAAAUCUAAAAAAUGACAUCACUUUAAAAUUACAUUCAAAUGUCAACAUGUGGAAAUUUAUGUCUCAGGAAAAAUAUCCAAUUUUGAUUGAUUCGUAUCAACGAAUUCUUUCAUGCUUUGGAAGCACAUAUUUAUCCGAAACAUUAUUUUCAAGUAUGAAAAUGAUAAAAUCUCAACACAGGACACGUUUAACGGAUGACCAUCUUGGGGAUUGCAUGAGAAUAGCAAAAGCUUAUACGAGCCAGAAUUUGAAAUAA